ACUUCCUCUUCAGUUCCCUGAUGUAACGUGGUGGCAUCCUGCAGAUUCCCUCUCGUGUGUCCCGUUCCGUGCGAGGCCCUGACGGCAGGACGGGGAGCGGGCUCCGUGUUUCGGCGCCGCAGCACGGCUCGGAGCGGGGCUCUCGCUCAGCCCCGUGACGUGACGCGAGUCUUUGCACCGCAGCCUAGAGCAGCUUCGGCGCAGGGUUUUUCCCUUGACACAGAGUGUUCUGAAGAUGCCAGAGCUUUGAGCCGCCUGGAUGUUCACCUUUUAGCUGCUGGGACUUUGCCACUGCCUGCUGCCUUUCUGAAGCCUUGAUUUACUGAGGGGUCAAAAUUGGCUCCUAUGGAAUCAAGAGCACUACGGAAAAUAUGUGUCCAAGAUGACUCCACCAGAGRAUUUUUCACUUCAUAGAAGUCAUCUUUUUGUUUAAUAUGUAACAGAAUUUGACAAAAUCAAUUUCAGUUUCUUAUCCCGAAAUAAAGGUACAUCUGAAGCCUUCAUCAGAAAUGUUCUUAACGUUUUCAAGAAAAAGCGCGUCCCAGAAACUGAGUUUAUUUCUGCUGGUCUUUGGAAUCAUUUGGGGCUUGAUGCUGCUGCGCUACACUUUCCAGUACCCCAGGCGCCAAAGCAGCAGUGAGCUGCGUGAACAGAUACUAGACCUGAGUAAAAGAUAUGUCAAAGCACUCGCAGAAGAAAAUAAGAAAAUAAUGAAUGGUGGCAGUGGAGCUUCCAUGGCAGGAUAUGCUGACCUGAAGAGGACCAUUGCUGUCCUCCUGGACGACAUCUUGCAGCGCCUGGUGAAGCUGGAGAGCAAAGUGGAUUACAUGGUGGUGAACGGCUCGGCAGCCAACGCCACCAACGGAACGGGCCACGCCCUGGCGGCGGCCUCGGGCCGGCGCGCCGGCGCCGCGGGCGGCGUUAGGUAGCGGGCAGGCCGUGCCCGGCCGGGCCAGCUCCUGCCCCAGGCGAGCUCCGUGCUGCUCCUGGGGCAGCGCAAUAGUUGACUCCAAAAUAGGCCCUUUUGGAGAUCAACUCCAAGCAGUUGACUCCAAAAGAUGCGUACACUGUUCUGCUCUAGACUGUGCUGGAUAUCUGUAGGCUUAACUUAUGUGCAUAGGGUUCCCCGAGCAUUACUUCCUUGCCUCUGCACAGUUCUGCUCAAGUCAUCUAAGUUGUCUCUAAAGAUAUUUUGGUAUCAUGAUUCGGUGUAGUAUGCCGUGGGAUGCUAACCGUAAAUGGAAAGCAGUGGAAAAUGAUUCUAAAUAUAUUUAUUUAACUAUAAAUAGAACAUAUCUUUUGGAUAGAUGGGCAGUAUUGUAGCUUAUUCUUUUUGUGAUCUGCUUUAAACAGAGAUAAGUAAGGAAAUAUAUUAUUGCUAUUAGAAAAUGUUAAAAAUACUUAGAGUAUUUUGUUACUCAUUUAUUUACUAAAAUGGUGUUAAAUUGAAGAUAACAGCGGAAGUAAUAUUUUAAAAUCGUGACCCAAAGAAUGUCUUUAUUUGCACUAUCUGUCUGAAUAGAGAGAAUUUACUGUAUAUUUAAGAAAGUCAAUUAUACUAGGGAAAAGUCUUAGGUAGUAACACUGUCCAGGUAUAUCCUUGGUCCAGAAUUAGGGCAGUUAGGUUAUCAAAGGUAAAACAUAAUCUGUGAUCUCUUCUGUGAUUUUCUUACGAAGAUAUUUAAGUGUAUGUAUUUUGUAAUUGCAGAUAAAAGUUAUUUAAGUGACAAAACCAUUUUUGAGUAUGUGAAUACUGUUUAUUUUUGUUCAUUGCUUUUCUUUGUAACUUUUUAGUACUUUGCAAUUAGUGAUGAAGAUAGCACAGCAUCUCCCUGAAGUGUAUUUGUUUUGAUCAGAAGGGAGAACAGUGAAUUACAAUGAAGGAAGCGGGAGUGUCUCUGGAUGAAACGGGCACCUGCGCUAAAGGUAUCUUAUGGAAUCAUGGAAUAUUUGAGAGCUAAGGUUGUAUUUGCCUUAUAUCUAAGCUAGCCUUAUAGCAAAAAGAGUUGCAGAGAGUAUGCACUGUGUUUCAAAAUGUUACUCGAGUCAUGUGAAAGUGUCAGUGAGAUUCUUUUUUUUUUUAAGUGUACUGAAUCAUUGGGGAGGAAGGAGGGCAUGUUCCAGCACUUUUGCCAAAAAUAUGCUGGUGUUCAGAUAUUUUCUGUGAGUUAUAUUUGGAGUGUCCUAAUCCUAUACUAAGGAAAAAAUAAUCAAUAAAACCAGAGGUGCUGGAUGAAAUAUCCAAAGUUUGUGGGGUUUCUUUUUUCUUUGCUUAUGUUGUGCUCUAAAGGACACUUGCAGUGUCCAACUGAUUUUUUUUUUCUGUCAUACUGUGUGUAAACAUGUCCUACUUUGCAGAAAAAUAAAUUUUUAAUUGGA
Messenger RNA from Nothoprocta perdicaria, 2379 nucleotides. It is a transcript of the gene CCDC126, whose product is annotated as coiled-coil domain containing 126. The transcript has 4 exons. NCBI's taxonomy places the organism in Eukaryota, Metazoa, Chordata, Aves, Tinamiformes, Tinamidae. The record is from RefSeq and is a predicted model, not a curated record. Bases 510 to 929 code for a protein of 139 amino acids.